AACGAGACGACACCAUGGCUCCGACAUACUCGCUGGCCUGAACUAUUCCGUAAUCGAUCACUCGAAAUUAUCACUACAUCAGCACAACAGCCCGACUUCGUCCAAGGUCAAGAUUACCUACUUGGCCAGUGGGGGGGAAGUUCAAUCAAGAGCUCUGCUGAGGCCGAAACUCAGCUGCGCAUUUUGCUCCGGGGCCUCGAUCUCAUGUUCAAUCGUGUGAUGGCUACAAUGGCCCGCACGUCGUACACGUCUCGCUGCUGGCUCAACACAUACUCAAGAAAUGACUUUUGGCCACAUCCGUCCCGAGCUGUGUUAUGCUCAAAAAGAUACAUUUCCGUCUGGAAGCGAUUGAUCUGUUUCGUCUUUCGGGUUUUGGGAUUCAAGGAACGGCAGCGUCAAGAGCUCUACAAUUUCAGGCUAGGACUAAAAGAAGAAAAGAUGAUGCAUUAUAUCCUAUCUCUCGCGAGGCAACUACCGAGUCGUGAGCAAGGCUGUUCCCACAUGCACCCUGUUGAGGACGAUGAAUCA
Fusarium oxysporum Fo47 is the source of this 528-nucleotide messenger RNA. RefSeq lists its product as uncharacterized. NCBI's taxonomy places the organism in Eukaryota, Fungi, Ascomycota, Sordariomycetes, Hypocreales, Nectriaceae. The transcript has a single exon. The record is from RefSeq and is a predicted model, not a curated record. The annotation marks the transcript as partial.